AUGGCCCUUCCAGCGUCACCAAUCUCAUCACUUAACAAUUCAAACACAGGUUUACAACAACUUCUAAACUCUUUCCUGUCCCCUAUUUCCAAAGCAUACUCCUAAAUGGCUUCCUUUUUUGCUUCAAGUGUUCCACUACCAGUGAAAUCAUUUUUCCUAGCUUGCUUUUUUAUGGCUGCCUCUGCUGGUAAUUUUUACCAGGAUUUUGAUCUCACUUGGGGAGAUGGCCGUGCCAAGAUUCUCAACAACGGUCAGCUUCUUACCCUGGCCCUUGACAAGGCCUCUGGCUCUGGCUUUCAGUCCAAGAACGAGUAUUUGUUUGGGAAGAUUGAUAUGCAGCUCAAGCUUGUCCCCGGCAACUCUGCUGGCACCGUAACCGCCUACUAUCUAUCUUCAAAGGGCUCAACGUGGGAUGAAAUAGACUUUGAGUUCUUGGGGAACCUGAGUGGUGAUCCUUACAUCCUUCACACAAACGUGUAUAGCCAAGGCAAGGGCAAUAGGGAGCAGCAAUUUUAUCUCUGGUUCGACCCAACUGCAGAUUUUCACACCUACUCCAUCCUCUGGAAUCCCCAGCGUAUCAUUUUCUCGGUCGAUGGUACUCCAAUCAGAGAGUUCAAGAACCUGGAAUCCAAUGGUGUUCCAUUUCCAAAGAAGCAGCCCAUGAGGAUAUACUCCAGUCUUUGGAAUGCUGAUGACUGGGCUACCAGGGGUGGUCUUGUGAAGACAGACUGGUCUCAGGCUCCUUUCACCGCAUCCUACAGGAAUUUCAAUGCCAAGGCUUGUGUUUGGACUAACGGAGCAUCAUCAUGCUCCUCAUCAUCUAGUUCUUCGUCUUCCGGCUCCAAAAGCAAUGCAUGGCUUUCCCAAGAGUUAGAUAUAACAGGCCAACAAAGGCUGAAGUGGGUGCAGAAGAACUACAUGAUCUACAAUUACUGCACUGAUACAAAGCGAUUUCCUCAAGGUCUUCCUCUGGAAUGCAAAAUGUCCUAAGAUUGCAUAUGUCUUAAGUACUAGUGUAUGUGAAAGUAGAUAAUUUUGCCUCGCCCGUUGUAAUUACUAUGGUCUUGUGUUUGUAAUUUCAGCCUACAUCGAUUCUUUUA
Messenger RNA from Theobroma cacao (cacao), 1100 nucleotides. RefSeq names its product putative xyloglucan endotransglucosylase/hydrolase protein 23. NCBI's taxonomy places the organism in Eukaryota, Viridiplantae, Streptophyta, Magnoliopsida, Malvales, Malvaceae. The record is from RefSeq and is a predicted model, not a curated record. Gene Ontology annotation, molecular function: xyloglucan:xyloglucosyl transferase activity; hydrolase activity, hydrolyzing O-glycosyl compounds. Gene Ontology annotation, cellular component: cell wall; apoplast. Gene Ontology annotation, biological process: cell wall biogenesis; xyloglucan metabolic process.